Messenger RNA from Fraxinus pennsylvanica, 1551 nucleotides. NCBI's taxonomy places the organism in Eukaryota, Viridiplantae, Streptophyta, Magnoliopsida, Lamiales, Oleaceae. The record is from the annotation of a GenBank genome assembly.
AUGGCAGAAUUCUGUGAUUUGCAAAUCCAUGUUAAUUGUCAACAAACAUUCUUCACCAAUGAGAGAAUUUUGUCAAAAUUCUGUGGGAGGUUAAGAAAGAUUAUCAAACAAGAAAAGCGAAGAACUCAGAUUAGGAACUCGGGAAUUGAGAUUGAUGAUUUUCCGGGAGGAGCCGAUGGAUUUGAACAAGCUAUAAGAUUCUGUUACAACAAUGGAACUGUCGAAAUUACAGUAUCCAAUAUCUCUUUACUCCAUUGUUGUGCAAUUUUUCUUGGAAUGACUGAAAAUGUAUCUAAUUUCAAUCUGUUGCAUCAGACUGAGGUUUUUCUUCAAGGGAUUUUCUACUGGUCUUGGAGUGAUAUUAUCACUUGCCUCAAGAGCUGUGAAUCAUUCUUUUCUUAUGCUGAUUCAAGUGGCCUAAUCCAAAAGCUCUUAUGUUCACUUCAAGCCAAGAUUGCUCAGAAAACAGACGUCAAUCUCCUCAUUUUAUCCUCGUCUUCUUCUUCCUCUUCUCCAGAUAAGCGUUUCAACUCUGAUGAACUCAAAAUCAAGCGAAGUUCAUCAAGAAAAGAAUGGUGGUUUGAAGAUAUGACCGUUUUAAAUCCAAUAACUAUAGAGCACUUUGUGAAAGCUUUAGGAGCAUAUGGGAAUGAAAAUAAUAGUUUAGUCCUCACAAGGUUUUUGUUGCACUAUCUGAAAACCGCUGUCCGGUCCAAUAAUAAGGGUAUAAACACUAAAACAUCAGAAUACAGUGAACUUGCGAAUACGGCAGUUCAUGGGGUGAUUUUGAUGGGAAAGACUGCAUUUUCUUGCAGAGGGCUAUUUUGGGUGCUGAGAAUCGUAUCAGGUUUGGGGCUCAGCCGAGAAUGCCAGGCCGGCUUGGAGAGGUUGAUUGGUGGGAUGCUUGAUCAAGCAACCCUUGAUGAUUUGCUGAUUUUUGGAGGACACAAUGGGGGAGCUUAUGAUGUGAAUCUUGUGGUGAGAUUGAUCAGAUUGUUUGUACAUGAUGAUAGAGUUACCUUAGAGAAAAUGAAAAAAGUUGGUAGAUUAAUGGAUAAGUACUUGGGAGAGAUAGGGCCUGAUCAGCUCCUUAAAGUCUCCAAAUUCCUAGGAAUUGCACAAAGUUUGCCAGAUUAUGCAAGGGAUUGCUACGAGGAAGUCUACAAAGCAAUUGACAUCUAUCUUCAGUCUCAUCCAGCUCUCUCGUUAGAGGAACGAUCAAGAUUAUGCGGAUGUCUCAACUAUGAAAAGCUGGGUUUAGAAGCAUGCAAAGACCUUGCAAAGAAUCCAAGAAUACCUCCAAGAAUUGCAGUCCAAGCAUUGGCUUCUCAGCAUUCCAUUAUACAAAGGGCAGAUCAGUUUAUGAAUGAUGAUUAUGACUCCAAAUAUAUCACCAAUAAUCAGUCGGUUCUGUAUAAUAAUAGUAACAAUAACUCCAUGAGAGUCAAAGAAUUGGAGAAAAUAUUUUAUAAAGAGAGGAGGGGUCAGAUGUCAAGAAUGACUGCAAAGGGUCUACUUCCACUGAGUACAUCGAUUCCCAGAUUCUGUUGA